This is a messenger RNA of Rosa rugosa (rugosa rose), 2048 nucleotides long. RefSeq lists its product as uncharacterized. NCBI's taxonomy places the organism in Eukaryota, Viridiplantae, Streptophyta, Magnoliopsida, Rosales, Rosaceae. The coding region runs from base 910 to 2031 and encodes 373 amino acids. Gene Ontology annotation, molecular function: nucleic acid binding; zinc ion binding. The transcript is spliced from 2 exons. The record is from RefSeq and is a predicted model, not a curated record.
CGGGUUGCGCCUUAGGGUUUUAAAACAUUGAUUUUAACCCAAAAGAAAAGAACUUAUUUCCAGAUUAGGAUAUACCAACUUCUGUCUGCUGUUUAUGGGAUCAUCAUCUUCUUCUUCUGUCAGGUGUUCCUGUUAUGUUGUUUUAGUUUUGUUUCUGUUCUAAUUUCUGAUAUAGAUAGCCUUCAAUUAAGAUUUCAUUUCAGGGUUUUGCUUAAUUGAGAUGUAGGAAUGAAUAUGGGGGACAAUAUUGAAGAUUGAAACUUGGCUCAGGGACUGGUUAAUCUUUGGAGGUGUAUAAAAAUAGGAUUAUAGCAAAUGUUGUCCCAGAAAUUGAUGUAAAAAAGAGAAAUUGAAAGUUAAUUUUAUUCACAGGGUAUUAAAACUUGAAAAUUUGGUCGAAAACUGUUACCUCAGUGACUACUGCAAUGCAGAGAUACAUUCCUAAGUCUGAUAAUAUAUACAGAAUAGAAAGUUGAUGUUGUAAAUUAUUAUGGAUAUAUCAUGUAAAUUAUUGUAUAUUAGAAGAUGCUUUCCUCUUUCCUAGUUUUAGGGGAUCCAUGUUUUAAGGAGGACUUUAAGGGUCCUUGUUUUAUGGAGGAUUUUAGGCUAUAUGUUCCUUGCCUUCCACUAUAUAUGUAAUCCAUUUCUCAUCCAUGGAUGAUAGAGAAAACAGAAAAUACUACACUCCCUCUCUGCAUCAAAACUCUCUCUCUCUCUCUCUCAAGUUCUUUGAAGCAAAACUCUCUCCAUUUUCUGAAACAUUUCCAUUUUACAACACGUUAUCAGCACGAAUAGCUCUAGGAUUCGGAUUGCAGAUUGAUAAGAGAAGAGGUGAAUAACUCUUGGGUUGCAGAGAAGAGGUAGUUCAUCAUUCAAUCAACAUCAGUCUACAAGCUCUACAACCAAAGAAUGUCAAAUCUCAACAAGCUUGACUUUGUUGCUUUGGAAGUUUCCGGAAGGAACUAUCUCAAGUGGACCCAAGAUGUCAAGCUUCAUCUGACUGCAAAUAAGAUGAGAUCAACGAUUAUUGCUGACAACAUCACCCCUGAAGACAUGAAGGCAAGGGCUAUGAUUUUCAUCAGGAAACAUAUGGAAGAAGCACUCAAGGUGGAAUAUUUAGCUGAAGAGGACCCACGAUCUCUUUGGGUCGCUCUAGAAGAGCGAUUCAACCAUCAAAGAGCCAUCUACUUGCCGGAAGCAAGACACGAUUGGCAGAACAUACGCUUCCAGGAUUUCAAGACUGUCAAUGAGUAUAACUCUGAAAUCUGCCGGAUUCGGUCACUCCUAAAAUUCUGUGGAGAAGAGCUCACAGAAGCUGACCUACUGGAGAAAACUUUCUCCACCUUCCCUCCUUCCUGUAUGGUCCUGCAGCAACAAUACAGGGAAAGAAACUUUGCUAGAUUCUCUGAAUUAAUCACCAUCCUGUUGCUCGCUGAAAAGAACAACAACCUACUUUUGAGGAAUGAUCAAGCAAGGCCCACCGGUACUAGAGCAAUUCCUUUGCCUGAAGCAAAUAUUAUUGCCCAUCACGAAAAUAAUCGUGGAAGGAGGAACCGGGGCCGUGGAAGGGGAAGAAGGUCUGAACGUCCAAGGCAUGGACGAAGAAAUGGACCCAGAAAUGGCCCAUAUGACCGCGACCACCCAGGCAAUGGCCCAAGGGGUCGAGGAGGACGUGGACAAGGCCCACGUGGUGGAAACCGAAAUGCCCAAGUCCGACAGGCUCAAAUUAGAGAGAACCCUGGUCCGGCCCGUCGCCCUCAAAAUCAGCAUAAUCUAUGUUAUAGAUGUGGAGGCACUGACCAUUGGUCCCGCACCUGUCGUGCAACAGAUGAAGAGAUAGGAGAGUAUCACGCCAGACGCGGAACUCAAGAGGCCAACCUUGUGGAAGAGUCAGUCCCUAUGGAUACCACCUUGGAGAUUACUGAUUUCCAAGCAGCUAUGGAUACCACCUUGGAGAUUACUGAUUUCCCUAUGGAUACCACCUUGGAGAUUACUGAUUUCCAAGCAGCUAAUGGAUACAUCGAGGAUUGAAAACUCGAGGACAUGGA